Messenger RNA from Odobenus rosmarus divergens (Pacific walrus), 3270 nucleotides. It is a transcript of the gene OAS3, whose product is annotated as 2'-5'-oligoadenylate synthetase 3, 100kDa. Gene Ontology annotation, biological process: negative regulation of viral genome replication; defense response to virus; regulation of ribonuclease activity. Gene Ontology annotation, cellular component: nucleoplasm; membrane; cytosol. The record is from RefSeq and is a predicted model, not a curated record. Gene Ontology annotation, molecular function: double-stranded RNA binding; 2'-5'-oligoadenylate synthetase activity. The transcript is spliced from 16 exons. Bases 1 to 3270 code for a protein of 1089 amino acids. NCBI's taxonomy places the organism in Eukaryota, Metazoa, Chordata, Mammalia, Carnivora, Odobenidae.
AUGGACCUGUACCUCACCCCCGCCGCCGCGCUCGACAACCUGGUGGCCCGCAGCCUGCAGCCGUCCCCUGAGUUCCUGGCGGCUGCGCGGCGCGCCCUGGGCGCCCUGGCAGCCUCCCUGCGUGAGCCCGGGGGUCGCGCAGCUGCCCAGCCUUGGAGGGUGCUGAAAAUCGCCAAGGGAGGCUCCGCCGGCCGGGGCACCGCGCUGAGGGGUGGCUGUGAUUCUGAACUUGUCAUCUUCCUUGACUGCUUCAAGAGCUACCAGGACGAGAGUGUUCACCGGGCAGAGACCCUCAACGAGCUGUGGACCCUGCUACAACCCUGGUGUCAGAAACCCAUCCACGGUCUGAGCUUUGUGUUUCCUCAGCAGGACAGGCCUGGGGUCCUACAGUUCCGCCUGGUAUCCACGGACCAUGAAAACUGGAUGGAUGUUAGCUUGGUGCCGGCCUUUGAUGCUCUGGGGCAGCUCAGUUCCAACGUCAAACCUGCGCCCCGGGUCUACUCGACGCUUCUCAAAAGUGGCUGCCACGGCGGCGAGCACUCGGCCUGCUUCUCAGAGCUGCGGAGGAACUUUGUGAAUGUUCGCUCGGCAAAGGUGAAGAACCUGAUCCUGCUGGUGAAGCAUUGGUACAGUCAGGUGUGCCAGAAGGAGGGGAGGAGGGAGAUGCUGCCUCCGGCCUAUGCCCUGGAGCUGCUGACGAUAUUCGCCUGGGAGCAGGGCUGUGGGAAGGAUGCCUUCAGCCUGGCCCAAGGCCUCCGGACCGUCCUGGGCCUGAUCCAGCAGUAUCAGCACCUGUGUGUUUUCUGGACCCUCAACUAUGGCUUCGAGGAGGCUACGGUCAGCCAGUUCUUGAGGCAGCAGCUUGAGAGACCCAGGCCUGUGAUCCUGGACCCGGCUGACCCCACGUGGGAUGUGGGGGACGGAGCAGUGUGGUGCUGGGAUCUACUGGCCCGGGAGGCACAGUCCUGCUAUGAGCACCCAUGCUUUCUGCAGGCGGCAGGGAGCGCUGUGCAGCCCUGGGAGGGGCCCGGCCUUCCACAUGCCGGGACCUCAGGUUUAGGCCACCCCAUCCAGCGAGACUCUGCCCAGAGGACCCCUGAGGACAGCAGCAGUCUCCAUGCUGUGCCCCCACGGGCAGGGAGCAGGCAGCCCUCAGGCCCAGCUCCCGGCCCCUCGGGGGCUGCCUGCAUCACCCCUUCCACACUGGGGACGGCCUUGGCUCUGUCUCAGAUCGCCGCCAAGGACCUGGACCGCUUCAUCCAGAACCACCUGAAACCAAACCCCCAGUUCCAGAAGCAGAUCGGCAAGGCCAUCGAUGUCAUCUUGGGUUGCCUUCGUGAGAACUGUGUCUACAAGGCCUCCAGAGUCAGCAAGGGGGGCUCGUUUGGCCGGGGCACAGACCUGAGGGGCGGCUCUGAUGCCGAACUCAUCAUUUUCCUCAACUGCUUCAAAGACUACAAGGACCAAAGGGCCCACCGCCCGGAGAUCCUUAAUGAGAUGCAGGCACAGCUGGAAUCCCGGUGGCAGGACCCGGUCCCCGGCCUGAGCCUCAAGUUUCCUGAGCGGACCGUGCCCGGGGCUUUGCAGUUCCAGCUGGUGUCCACGGCCCUAGAAAGCUGGAUGGAUGUGACCCUCCUGCCCGUCUUUGAUGCCGUGGGGCCGCUCUGCCCUGGCGCCAAACCUGCGCCCCAGGUCUACUCGACCCUCCUCAACAGCGGCUGCCAGAGGGGCGAGCACGCGGCCUGCUUCUCAGAGCUGCGGAGGAACUUCGUGAACAAUCGCCCAACCAAGCUGAAAAACCUGAUCCUGCUAGUGAAGCACUGGUACGGUCAGGUUGCAGCUCAGAACAAAGGACAGCAACCAGCCUGUGCCUCUCUGCCCCCCGUCUACGCCCUGGAGCUGCUGACCAUAUUCGCCUGGGAGCAAGGCUGUGGGAAAGAUUCUUUCAAAAUGGCCGAAGGCCUAAAGACCGUCCUAGAGCUUGUCCAGCGGCACCAGCAGCUCUGUGUCUACUGGACGGUCAACUAUGGCUUUGAGGACCCUGAUAUCAGAACACAGCUUCUUGGCCAACUUCAGAAAGAGAGGCCCCUGGUCCUGGAUCCUGCCGACCCCACCUGGAAUGUGGGCCAGGGCAGCUGGGAGCUGUUGGCCCAGGAAGCAGCAAUUCUGGGGACGCAGGCCUGCUUUAAGAGUGGAGAAGGGCCGUCUGUGCAGCCCUGGGAUGUGAUACCUGCUCUCCUUUACCAAACCCCAGCUGGGGACCUCGACAAGUUCAUCAGUGAAUUUCUCCAGCCCAACCGCCAGUUCUUGGCUCAGGUGAACAAGGCCAUUGAUACCAUUUGCUCAUUCCUGAGGGAAAACUGCUUCCGGAAUUCUGCUAUCAAAGUGCUCAAGGUGGUCAAGGGCGGCUCUUUAGCCAAAGGCACAGCUCUGCAAGGCUGCUCGGAUGCGGAUCUAGUGGUGUUCCUCAGCUGCUUCAGCCAGUUCACGGAGCAAGGGAACAGGCGGGCUGAGAUCAUCUCAGAGAUCCGAGCCCAGCUGGAGGCAUGUCAGCAGGAGAUGCAGUUCGAGGUGAAGUUCGAGAUCCCCAAGUGGGAGAAUUCCCGCGUACUGAGUUUCUCCCUGACGUCCCAGACGAUGCUGGACCAGAGUGUGGACUUUGACGUGCUGCCAGCCUUUAACGCCUUAGGCCAGGUGGUCCCCGGCUACAGGCCCCCGUCUCAAGUCUACGUCGACCUCAUCCACAGCUACAACCACGCAGGCGAGUACUCCACCUGCUUCACGGAGCUGCAGCGGGACUUCAUCAUCUCUCGGCCCACCAAGCUGAAGAGUCUGAUCCGACUGGUGAAACACUGGUACCGGCAGUGCAACAAGAUGCCCAAGGGGAGAGGCUCCCUGCCCCCCCAGCACGGGCUGGAACUCCUGACAGUGUAUGCUUGGGAGCAGGGCAGCCGGGACGCCCAAUUUAACAUGGCCCAGGGCUUCCGCACCGUCCUAGAGCUGGUCAGCCAGUACCGCCAGCUCUGUGUCUACUGGACCGUCAACUACAGCAACAAGGAGAAGACUGUCAGAGACUUCCUGAACCGGAAGCUUCUCCAGCCCAGGCCCAUCAUCCUGGAUCCAGCUGACCCGACAGGCAACCUCGGCCACAAUGCCCGCUGGGACCUGCUGGCCAAGGAAGCUGCCGCCUACAUGUCUGCUCCGUGCUGCAUGAGCAGGGACGGCAGCCCCAUCCAGCCAUGGCCAGUGAAGCUUCGCCAGGAAGGUUAG